Spathaspora passalidarum NRRL Y-27907 is the source of this 1492-nucleotide messenger RNA. RefSeq names its product type 2C protein phosphatase (gene PTC4). Bases 489 to 1256 code for a protein of 255 amino acids. Gene Ontology annotation, molecular function: protein serine/threonine phosphatase activity. NCBI's taxonomy places the organism in Eukaryota, Fungi, Ascomycota, Pichiomycetes, Serinales, Debaryomycetaceae. The record is from RefSeq and is a predicted model, not a curated record. Gene Ontology annotation, biological process: protein dephosphorylation. The transcript has a single exon.
UUUUUUAAUAGAUCAUUUGCUAGUUACAAUAGAGCAAUCACACGACUACAGUCACGUUUGUCUAUAUAUAUUUAUAUCUUAUUUCAUCAAUUGUAGAGGAAAGGCUUAGCACCAGAACCACCACUCACCCCCCCACUAACCCACUAAAGUUUGACGAGGGUUAUUCGGAAAAAAAAGUACUCAGCAUAUACUUCACCUAAUCGGAACAAUUUACAUGCAUAUAUAUAGAGAUGGGACAGUUAUUAUCACAUCCGAUUGAAGAUAAGCAAUUGGACUAUCGAUCACACCGAACUUUGUCAUAUUGUAUCGGGGCCAUGCAGGGGUAUCGGAUGUCAAUGGAAGAUGCCCAUCAUGUUAAAAUAAGCGAAGAUGAGACAGUUACUUUGUUUGCUGUAUUUGACGGCCAUGGGGGGCGACAAUGCGCCGAAUAUAUCUCCCAUCAUUUACUGAAGUUGAUAUUCCGACAAUUGUUCAGCAAUAAAGUUAACAUGAAUCAUAAUGAGACAUUUAAAGUAUUGAAGAAUGCGUUUUUCAAGAUAGACCACGACUUGAAUAAACAUUUGAGUUUGAUAAAUUGUGGAAGUACAGCGAUAGUUACUACUAUUAUAAAUAAUUGCAUAUACGUGGCUAAUACUGGAGACUCAAGGUGCAUUCUUUCAUUGGAUGGAGGAAAUGCCAAGACAUUGUCAUUUGAUCAUAAACCCAGUAAUAUGGGAGAGAGAGUUCGAAUCGAAAACAGCAAUGGCUAUAUAUUGAAUGGGCGAAUCAACGAAGUGUUGGCAUUAUCACGAGCAUUUGGAGAUUUUAAAUUUAAGUUGCCGUAUAUUAAUUCAACCAGAAACAAAUACAUUCUUGAGAAUAAUAAGCGGAUAAAGAAGGACUUGGUGCAUUUACCCCCCGAGUUAUUUCAAGUUACUGUGGAGCCCGAUAUUUUACUAUAUGAUAUGAAUUUCAACAAGAUUCCUGAGUUUAUAGUAAUAGCAUGUGAUGGUGUGUGGGAUUGUUUUAAAAAUGGACAAUUGAUCAAAUUAAUCAGAGACAAAUUGGCAUUGGGGUGGAAAUUGAACAAGAUUGUUGAAUUUGUGUUGAAUGAUUGUUUAACCAUGGCUAAUAAUUAUACUGGAAUUGGGUUUGAUAAUAUGACCAUGAUUAUCGUGGCAUUGCAUCCCGAUGGGAAUGUAGCAGGUGAUAAUAAUCUUGAUGAGUGGUAUCAAGUAAUGAUGGAUAAAAUCUUGAAGGAAAAGGGGUUAUUGUGAGUUAUGUACAAUAUUAGACAAUUAGCACGAAUAGACGACAGUGAUAUGAAGUAGUUCUGUAGACAUUGUAACGUAACUAUAAAAGUUUUGUUGUAUUUAUCUGAUGCAGUACAUAUCAUUGCAUAUAAUUAUAAUUGAGAUGAUUUAAUUUGUUAGAGUUUUGGCAAAUUUCGGGAGAAGCAACGAGUUAGCCAUGGCCGAAUCCAGGGGGUUUCUAUGAUGUAACAAAUGCAGUU